GCGGCGAUGAGCGCGGCGGGGCCGGGGGCGCCGGCGCCGCUCUCCCGCAAGCAGCGGCUGAUGGCCGCGUUAACGAACGGCGAGGCGGCGGCGGGCGGCCCUGGGGCUGCGCAGCCCCCGGCGCCUCCGCUCUGCUGCUUCAUCUGCGGCGGCGGCAUCAGCCGCGGCAAAGAGCUGAAGCUUCAAGUGCGACCCCCCCGCGACCACCGACCCUUCUUCCCCUUCCUCCAGCACCAGGAACCGGCGCCCGGCGCCCGCGCCGUCUCGGCGGAAGGCUGCGCCUUGGUCUGCGCCGUCUGCCGCUGUUUCCUGGGCGAGCAGUGGGACUCCUUCGAGCGCAGCCGCACGCCGGUGGAGAAGCGCAUGUACUGGCUCAAGCGGCCCCAUCAGUGCGAGGCGGCGGCGGCGGCGGCAGCGGGGGGAGCCGGGCUGCGGCGGGGGGCGGCGGGCUGGGACCCCACCGCGCCGCCGCGCCGCCCCGCCGGCCAGGAGGAGGAGGAGGAGGAGGAAGAAGAAGAGGAGGAGGGGGAGGAAGGGCCGGCAGCCGGCUCCGACCUCUCGGAGCUCUCCGACGCCGAGCCCCUCUCGGAGCCCGAAGGGGCGGGCGGCGCGGCGCGGACCCCCCCGGCGGCGGCGGGCAAGAGGGGGCCGCCCUGCUGCUCCUCGGAGGACAGCGAGAUCAACAUCACCAGCGAGGAGGAGGAAGAGGAGGAGGAAGGCAGCGAGCGGCCCACUUGGGCAUCGGGCACCGCCUGCUAUAUCUGCGGCAGCCCCUUGUCACCCACCACCCAGCACCGCGUCCACGUGCAGAAGCAGGAGAAGACCUCCCCAGCGCCCUUCUUCCCCUUCCUUUGGCUCCACAGCCCCCCGCCGGGCGCCCAGCCCCUCUCGCCUGCCGGCAGCACCCUCGUGUGUCCCUGCUGCUUCGCCUCCCUCAUGCAGCAGUGGCAAAGCUUCGAGCUGGCCAACGUGCCCGUGCUGCAGCGACUCUACGUGGUGCCCCUCAACGCCGGGGCCAUGCCUGCCAAGGGCCGCCGGGUGCUGAAGGAGGAUGGGGCAGGCGUCCCGCUGGUACCCGAGGCUUGCUACCUGUGCGGGGAGGAGUGCAGCAAGGAGGCAAGGCUGGUGGCGGCCAAGGUCAUCAACGGCAACGCGAAGAACACCAUGCAUUUCCCCUUCAUCAGCCUCCUGCCUUGCCCUCCCAGUGCCAAGGGACUGAACAAGCACUGGGAGGUGAGCAGCUGCCGCAAGUGCUUCAUCGUCUUGCAGGACCUCUGGGCCAUGUACAGGGCCUGCCACAACGAGGAGCUCAUCACCUCGGUGCAGAGCUUCCUGGGGAGGUACCACCAGGUCUUCUCCGCCGGUGACCCCAGUGGCUUGGCCGGCCACCCUGCCAUCAAGCCUGGUCCCACCUCUGUCUGCUAUAUCUGCGGUGCGGAGCUGGGAGCUGGCAAAGAGUUCCAGCUCAACGUCAACCCACCGGGGCGAUUUGGGGAGAAAGAGCCCUUUUUCCCCUUCCUGACAGUCUACCCACCCGCCCCAAGGGCCAGGCCGGCCGACUCGACCGGGCUGGUGUCCACUUGCAUCCUGUGCUACCAUGACCUGCUGGGGCAGUGGCUGCAGCACGAGGGCAGGAACUCCCAUCACCCCAGCAGCGCCUGGUCCCGGCAGUACAAAGUGGAGACCUUCGUCUGCUUCUUCUGCCGGCAGGAGAAGAAGCGAUGCCUUGGAUUAAAAGCGGUUCAAGUGGCCAGGCUGCCGGUCUUCCUCUACACCCUCCGUGUGCCCAACAGCCUGCUGGUGGAUGACGGGAAGCAGCUGACCAUCGGUGCUUGUACCGAAUGCGGUGCCGUGGUCCUGGCCGGCAAGAGCAUGACCCCAGCGGAGCCACUGGUGGUGGUACCCCCGGCUCUCAUCCCCAAGGCGUCCUCAUCGUCCCUUGAGACAGUCACCAUCAAGCCUGUGGCUGGUGAGUCCCGGCACCGGGUGAGCAGCGCUGGGGAGAGCCCAGGGACCGGUGGUGGCACUGCCCUGGACAUCGGCCAGCGGACGGCUUUGGAUGCGGAGGGCAUCGACGUCGGAACCACAAGCAUGAGCCAUGAGCCGAAGUCGCCGUCCCUAGGAAUGCUCUCCACCGCCACCCGCACCACCGCCACCGUCAGCCCGCUCACCCCAUCGCCUCUCAACGGCUCCAUCGUCCCCAAUGGCAGCCCUGCAGCCAGCAGCACUUUGUCCGUCCAGGCAGCACCUUCCUCCAGCUUCGCCGCCGCGCUCCGCAAGCUCGCCAAGCAAGCCGAGGAGCCCAGAGGGUCUUCAAUAAGCAGCGAGUCAUCCCCGGUCUCCUCACCAGCCACCAACCACAGCUCCCCUGCCAGCACACCCAAACGUGGCCCCAUGGGCCCCAUCAUCGUGCCCCCAGGGGGGCACAGCGUGCCCAGCACGCCACCCGUUGUCACCAUUGCACCCACAAAGACUGUCAAUGGGGUCUGGAGGAGCGAGGGCAGACAGCAAGAAGCAGGGUCUCGGGGCAGCAGCAGCAGCAGUGGCCGCGAGCGCCUCAUCUCAGAGCCCCCCCUCUCUCAGGAGAAAGCGGGGGGCCCCACUGUCCCCUCCCAUCUCCUGGGGACACCCUACUCCUUCGGGCUGCCCCCGAGCUCCGUGGUCCAGGACUCCCGCUUCCCUCCUCUCAACCUGCAGCGGCCGGUCCACCACGUGGUGCCUCCGAGCGCGGUCACCGAGGAUUACCUGCGCAGCUUCCGUCCCUACCACACCGCCGAGGACCUCCGCAUGUCCUCCCUGCCGCCCCUCGGCCUGGACCCGGCUGCUGCUGCUGCUUACUACCACCCCAGCUACCUGACACAUCACCCCUUCCCGCACCCUGCCUUCAGGAUGGACGAGUCGUACUGCCUGUCAGCGCUGCGGUCCCCCUUCUACCCGCUGCCAGCGCCAGGCUCACUGCCACCCCUGCACCCCUCAGCCAUGCACCUGCACCUCUCGGGGGUACGGUACCCCCCCGAGCUCUCGCACUCUUCCCUCUCUGCCCUGCAGUCCGAGCGCAUCUCCAGCCUCGCCGCAGAGAGGCUGCAAAUGGAUGAGGAGCUGCGGCAGAGGGAGCGUGAGCGCGAGCGGGAGCGGGAGAAGGAGCGGGAGCGAGAAGCCGACCGAGAGCGGGAGAAGGAGCGCGAACGGGAGCGGGAACGCGAGAAGGAGCUGGAGCGGGAGCGGGAGAAGGAGCGCGAACGGGAGCUGGAGAGGCAGCGGGAGCGCGCCCGGGAGAAGGAGCUGAGCAUGGUGAAAGCCAUGGAAGGGCCGUUCCUCCCCGUGGCCGAGCUGCACGGGCUGCGGGGACACCCAGCCGAGGAGCGGGGCAAGCCGGCAGAGCCACUGGUACCCAUCAGACCAGAGAAACUGAAGGACUCGGUGCUGCCAACACCAAAGCCUAUCCAGCACCCGCUGCACCCACCACCUGCCUCACACCACCCCGUGCCCAGCCUCAUCCCCAACCACAACGUGUUCCCGCUGCCGGGAAGCAGCGCGGCCACGGCGCUGCUCAUCCACCGCACCAACGAGGAGGAGAAGUGGCUGGCACGGCAGCGCCGGCUGCGCCAGGAGAAGGAAGACCGGCAAUCCCAAGUCUCAGAGUUCCGGCAACAAGUGCUGGAGCAACACCUCGACAUGGGGCGUGCGCCGAGCCAGCCUGAGCCCGAGCAUCGCCCCGAGCAUCCCAGGUCAGCAUCCAGCCGCCAUGAGCCAAGCAGCCGGGAGCCAGGGCAGCACUUCGGUGGGCCCCCACCACUCAUCUCUCCCAAGCCCCAGCACCACCCGGUCACCACAUCCCUCUGGAAUCCCGUCUCACUGAUGGAGAGUCCCCCUGAUCCACCCCGGCGGCUCCCGGAGCCUCAUACCCUCCAUGGCCACCCGGCCCCCUUCGAGCCCAGCCGUCAGGGCCUCCCACUGGUGAAGGUGGAGAGGGUCUUCUGCCCGGAUAAGCUGGAGGAGGCGACGAGGAAGAGGGAUGCUCUGGAGAAAUACCCUCCAGGACGGGAGCCCGUCGCUGCGGAGCACGGGAGCUUCACCCAUGCCCCUUUCCUAGCCGAGCUGGAGAAGUCCACACAGAGCAUCCUGAGCCAGCAAAGACCCCCGGCCGCCCCCUUCACCGAUGCCACCAAGCCCAGCUCACCCUACAGAGCCCCCCAGCCCCGCGCCCAGGACCCCAUGUACAUCUAUGACGAGUUCGUGCAGCAGCACCGUAGGCUGGUCAGCAAACUGGACCUGGAGGAGCGCCGGCGGCGGGAGGCCAGGGAGAAAGGUUACUACUAUGAUCUGGAUGACUCCUGUGAUGACAGUGACGAGGAGGAGGUGCGGGCCCAUCUCCGCUGCGUGGCCGAGCAGCCCCCAUUGAAGCUGGACACGUCCUCCGAGAAGCUGGAGUUCCUGCAGCUCUUCGGGCUGACCACGCAGCAGCAGAAGGAGGAAUUGCUGAGCCAGAAGCGGCGCAAACGCCGGCGGAUGCUGCGGGAGAGGAGCCCCUCUCCUCCCACGGUGCAGAACAAGCGCCGCACGCCCUCCCCGCGCCUCCCGCUCUCCACCCGGUACAGCCCCGACGAGAUGAACAACAGCCCCAACUUCGAGGAGAAGAAACGCUUCCUCACCAUCUUCAACCUCACGCACAUCAGUGCCGAGAAGAGGAAAGCUUCCCAUGCCGCAGACAAAGAGAAGCUGGUGGAGAUGCUCCAGGCCAUGAAGCAGAAGACCACGCCGGCUGCUGUGGUGGUGAAGAGCUCCCCGCGGGACAGCCCCAGCGGCCCCGCCACUGAGCCACCGGUGCCGCCGCUCCUGCUGGAUCCGGAUAAACCAGUGGGCAUUGCCGUGUCCGUGCCGGAGGGGCAGAAGACAGCAGAGCCGGGCAGGUUAGACCAGCUGAGACCACAGGAGCUACCAAGGGCUAAGGAGACGGGUGCCGCGCCGGCAGAGAAGCCGCGGCUGAGUGAUGCGCACCCCGGGAAGAAGGGACUGAGCAUCCUCAGCUACGUCAGGGGCCCGCUCCCCAAGGACAUCCCGGUGCCGUUGUCCCACAGCAUGAAUGGCAAGAGCAAGCCCUGGGAGCCAUUCAUUGCUGAGGAGUUUGCCCAUCAGUUCCAUGAAUCCGUGCUGCAGUCCACACAGAAGGCGUUGCAGAAGCACAAAGGGGGGACAGCGGAGCAGAACCACAAGCUCGAUGCCUCCAUCCACUACAACAUCCCUGAGCUGCAGGCCUCCAGCCGCCUGCCCGCCCCCUCGCACAAUGGCACAGCAGAGGGGCUGCUGCCCCACCGGGCAUUGCCCCCGCUGCCCCAUGACUCAGCAUCCGAGGAAGAGGAGGAUGAGGAGGAGGAGGAACAGGAAGAAGAGGAGGAAGAGUACCCCAGGCCCAAGUGGCAAGGGAUCGAGGCAAUUUUUGAAGCUUACCAGGAACAUAUAGAAGAACAAAACCUGGAGCGCCAAGUGCUGCAGACCCAGUGCCGGCGGCUGGAGGCCCAGCACUACAGCCUGAGCCUGACGGCAGAGCAGCUUUCGCACAGCAUGGCGGAAUUAAGGACCCAGAAGCAGAAGAUGGUCUCGGAGCGCGAGCGCCUGCAAGCCGAGCUGGAUCACCUGCGGAAGUGCCUUGCCUUGCCUGCAAUGCAGUGGUCUAGGGGUUAUUUCAAGGGGUAUCCCAGGUGACGCUCCUUUGGGGAUAAACCGAACAUAUAGUCUAGAAAUAAUAAUCUAUUUUAUUACCUUGAAUAUUUAAUAUUUUUCACUGGGAGGUUUGAAGCUAAAAAAAAAAAAAAGAAAAAAAUUAAAAAAAACUUAAAAACAAAAAAAAAAAGAACAGUAAUAAAAAAAAAAGAACUAAAAUGGAGAAUGUGCCAUGCAUGAAGCAAAGGAGCACGGGGAGCCCACCCGAUGCAGAGCAGAUCCCAUCCCAUCCCUUGCCCUCUGCAAGAACCGGGCUCUCCUCUUGGGGGCCAGGGCACUGCAGCCCCCCCCCCCCACCUUUAUUUUUCCACCCACCCCACACUUUAUAGCGCUCAUUUUUUGUUGUUUCCUUUUUCUAUAUGACAAUUCCAAGACUCCACCGACAACACUAAAGCCGGAGGAGCCCCGUGGGGCCGGGUGCGGAAUGGCCCCCCCCAUUCCCCAGAGCCCCCCCCUUUUCCUGGGGCGUCCCAUUGGAAAUGCACUUGGCUAUAAAACAAUAAAGUCAAUAAACUGGUUGAAGGUACCUUUUUGUUCCUGUUUGGCGGGGAUUGGGGCACCGAGGUGGGGUUAAACCUUGUCCGAGCCCUCGCCCCCCCCCCCCCCCGAGUUUAGAAGCCGAGGAAGAAGGUGCUUCAGCCUCGUACUGUGUAUAUAUAUUAAAGAAAAGUUUUGUAUGUUUUUAUUACUUUAAUUAUUGUUAUAAAAAGCUUGCCUUUUUUUUUUUAAAUGUUUUUGCCUUUUUUUUUUCCUUUUUGCUUUUUUUUCCUUGCCCCUUUUUAUUAUCUUUCUAUUUUGGCAAAAGGAUUAAACCGCUUUUAGUGUUUGUACUGCUGCUGGUCAGGACAGAAAAGAUGCUGAAGUGUUUUAAAAGCAUUUAAAAAGCAGGCAAAACAAAUCACCUUUUCCAGUGGGAGCAGGUUCUGUCCCUCUGGAAUCUGAGCUGAGCCCUUCCAAUGCCUUCUCCCACCUGAUUUUGGGGAUAUUUUUACCUUUUUUUGUUUAGCUACUUUGUCUUUUUACCCGUUUUCUUUGUUUCCUGGGUCUGUUUCUGGUCAUAGCUCCAUUGUGGGUAUCACAGCUCCGGGUGCAGGCUCCAUUUAUCAAACCAAUAACACAAAUCAAUUGCGCCAAGAGGAUUGUUGGGGAUAGGUGAUACUGGGGUGUCUUUAUCCCCCCCAGAACACCAAGACAAUCAGUAGGCAGUUUGGCCAUGGGGAGAUGGGGUUUGCCCAUAGGGGCUUAUGGCUUGCCAUGGUGUUGGUGGCACCACCAACCUCCUCAGGCUGGGGCAGCAGGUUCAGCCUUGUCACCGUUUGCAGCCACUUGCUCAUCAUCGCAUGCCCCAGCUCCCCAGGGAGGCUCUUUUUGUAAGAUAUAAUAAUAGUUAUUUAUUAUUUUUCUCUUAAUUCACCACGAGACAAGCUCACGUCUAUGGGAAAAGGUGACCUCUGCUUUCUGCUUUAAAUUCCCUUGUUGCACUCGCAAAGAAAGCAUUAAAACACCCCCCCGCUUUUAUUCCCCUCUCCCUGCUCCCUGGCCUGCCAUUGGCUUCACCAAAUAAAAGAAAGCUGUGCGAGAUUAAAAAGCAAAAAGCCCUUGUGACAGAAAUUAGUUUAAUCUUUCUUAAACCCCCCCGAUUGCGUCGCCAGCCUCUGGCCUCGCUGCUGCCAACUCCGGGCUUCACAAUGAAUUUUAACACAGCAAAAUAAUGCCGCUGCUCGACUCGCUUCUUCCCUUUCCCCUGCGCUGUGAUGGGGAGGAAGCCAGGGAUGGGGAAUCAUCAGCGAUUUAUCCCUCUCCUCCACUGCGCUGCGGUGGAGGAGCCUGGCUGGGCUGUAGCAUCACUUCAUAGCAGCUCCUGUAUUCGUAGCAGCUCCCAUACUGAGGCUUUUCCCCCCCAUUUACCAGCCCCAAAAACCACGUUUUUUUGGAGCAGUUCCUCAGUAUUACUCCCCCAGGGCCAUGGUGAGCGGUCGUGUUUGUACCUACCCUAUGCAGAAUUGAUCUCAAGCAGAUGUGCCAGAGCCCAGGAGGGCUGCGAGGAGGGAAAGGCAAGGCAGAGCCCGCUGGGGGCAGUUUAGAUGCUGUGAAAGAAAACAAAAACCCAAAAAAGGAGGAAAAAAAAAAAAAAAAAAAAAGAAACAACCCCUAAACAUGUUUCUAAGUGUACUUGUUUGACUUAAUUGUAAUGUAAUAUAUUAUUUGUUGAAUGUAGUAAUUAGGUAUUUAUGAAUAUAUUGCUGUAAUUUCUGAAAACAUCCAAAAGAAACAAAGAAAAUAAACUCUUCCACAACAACGGCAAAA
Messenger RNA from Neopsephotus bourkii (Bourke's parrot), 8028 nucleotides. RefSeq names its product Gse1 coiled-coil protein (gene GSE1). NCBI's taxonomy places the organism in Eukaryota, Metazoa, Chordata, Aves, Psittaciformes, Psittacidae. The transcript is spliced from 17 exons. The coding region runs from base 7 to 5703 and encodes 1898 amino acids. The record is from RefSeq and is a predicted model, not a curated record.